CGACACGUGAGCCUCAUGUGACGGAGCAGGGAGGAGAGACGUGUCUGCAGUCACAUUUUUUUUUAUUUAACACGUAGUCUAGUCCACCCACCGCGCUCACACACUCUCUGACACACACACUCUCUGACACACACACAUUUAACCGACGACCGGAGCUUCUGAACUAUUGCGCCUUGGUUCUCCAGCAGCAGAAGCAGCAGCUCCGUCCUGUGCGUGCUUGUGCGUGUGUGCGUGCACGCGGUGCGUGUUUACAGGCUACAACCUCAAAUAAUCAUAUAAACGGAAAAGAAAACGUGGGACAAUUUUCUUCCGAGGAUAUUUAUAUACUUAAGAGCGAUUACACGAACUUUGCGCGCGUGUGUGUAGUAUACAGACGUAUAGUGAUUGAUUUAAGUGUACUUUUAGCAGAGAAAAAAAAAACACACACCGUUAUUUCUUUACUUGGACACUUGGACAAUGGAGCGGAUUACGAGCGCACAGCCUCCUCCAUGUUUGGCCAAAGAGAACCCGAUGGAAAUGGCUGCCAUUCCGAGCAUGGACUUCCACAUGUACAUGUACAAACCCAGAAGAGGUGCGAAACGAGGCGAGGACACCAAGGACACUUACAAGCUGCCGCAUCGGUUGAUUGAAAAGAAAAGACGUGACAGGAUAAAUGAAUGCAUCGCCCAGUUAAAGGACCUGCUACCAGAGCACCUGAAACUCUCUACGCUGGGCCAUUUGGAAAAGGCUGUGGUGCUGGAGCUGACGUUGAAGCACGUGAAAGCUCUGAACGGCUUGUUAGAGCAGCAGCAGCAGCAAAUCAUAUCUCUGCAGAGUGGAAUGCAGAUCGGUGAUCACACCAACGGGAGCUUUGAAAAGAGCGAGGAGAUGUUCCGCUCUGGUUUCCAUUUGUGUGCCAAGGAGAUUCUGCAGUACAUGGCAAACCAGAAGAAUGUGCAGGAUCUGACUCCUACAAACAUCUUCAACCAUCUGCACAAGUUGGCAUCAGAGCUGCCACAGCGGCCGAUCAGCCCGCGCCAAGACACGCCUUCCCCUGCCCACAAAGCCCACGAGAUUCGCGAGAAGUCUGUGGUUGCACCGGACAGAAUGCCAGAGGGCCACACCAAAAACUGCGUCCCUGUGAUUCAGAGGACUUACCCACAUAGCAGUGAGCAGAGUGGCAGCGACACGGACACGGACAGCGGAUACGGUGGUGAGCUGGACAAAGACAAGCGUGACUCCAAGGGUCAGCGGCCAAGCUACUACAUCAAAGAAAGCACUGAAUUGAAAUAUGGCAUCAAGGAAGAGUGGGAUGAGCCACAGGCCAAACGGCAAAGGUCAGACUCUUCUGAAGACGAAUCUCUGUUGGGUCACAGUGGGUACACAAGCUUCUCCUCCCACCAGCCACCUCUGUGCAUGCCCUUCUACCUCCUCCCUCCAGUGUCGGCGGCUGCUGCUGCCGCCGCAUACCUCCCGGUCCUAGAGAAGUGCUGGUACCCCGGGGGCAUGCCUAUGCUGUACCCUGGCAUUGGGGGUCCAACGCCAGGCUUAUCUCCUGAGAAACUCCCCCUGUCACUUGUCUUGUCACCCAGAAUAUCAUCCCCAAAUACCUCUCAUGUUCAUACAGACUCUCCAGCUUUGCACCAGGCUCUAAAACAAAUACCCCCCUUAAAUCUGGAAACCAAAGACUGAUAACCACUGGAGUGCCCUUCGCCUCCGACAUCCGUCCUCUGAAUGUUAACAGUGGAGGAUAUGCUGAUGAAGAUCAGAGUCAUACCUGCCCUUCCCCCAGUGUUAUUAAAAUAAAUAAAAAUUCACAAACGUACACCUGCCUAGUGGCAAAACUCCCUCCAUCAUGGCCAAAGCGGUACAUGCCGGGAGAACGAGUCGGUGUGUAGACGAGCACAAACCGGCCACGCUGAGGGAGUGGAUGUGAGAUGAGGACACAGGUGUAGCACUUAAGAGUCACUGUGAAAAUGAUAAAUGACACUGAAUCGUCUGACUUCAGGAAGGAUUGCUACACGGGGACAUCUGCUCUCUGCGCUUGUGCUGAAUGUUUCAAUAAACAAACAAAACCUAAAUCCAGAAUGUGAUGUGCAGACAGCCCCUAACAGAUAAACGACAAGGACACUGCCCUUUGCACAUAUCUUGUAUGUUUUGAAUGUAAACCAGAAAAAAAAAAGUCGCUAGCGAAACCCCUGUAGAUGCUGCUUUCUUUCUUUCUUUCUUUUUUUUUUUGGACAUUUCUUUGUGUUGCUUUGAGGGUCACUUCGGGACCCUCUGGCUGCUUUAAAUAAAGACUCUCCUUUCAGCCUAGAAUGCUACCAAAUAACGGUCUGUUUAUUUGACCAGAGCUUUUACAAAACGAGACAACGGCGACAGCCUCGUCUCCCCGUUGCCAGUUAUCCGGCAAACCGAACGCAUCGAAUGCCCAUGCACGCGCAGCCGAUCAGCCCCGAUGUUGGUCGCUAGUGUAAAUAAGGGAGUAAUGUAAUCAUAGAUUUUUUAAUAGAGAGAUUCUGAGUAUAUAAUUCAUUGUUGCUUGUGCAGGUAGGUGGUUUACUUGUGAGGUAACUACAUUGUGAAAUUCACGUUUAUACAACAUCGUUUGUACGUCUCUAUUUUUUUUUUUUAUACACGUCACUUUUUUUUUUUCUUGCAUUUUGAUUAAGAGGGGAUUUCCAGAUAGUCAUGAGACAUUAUGUACAUAAAACUGUGGCAGUAUUCGCAUCAUGCUCUGUGUCCAGGUCUGGUCAAAUUAAGACAGAUCUACUGUAUGCUUGUGCUGUUGCCUUUACUUGUUUAAGCAGUAAAAUUACGACAGAUAUGUAAAUCUUUUUAAAAUCUGGAUUAAAUGAUGGAGAAGCAGGAAAUGUGAAUGUACAAUGUUUAAACAAUAAACUAGUUUUGUAUAGGAA
Messenger RNA from Tachysurus fulvidraco (yellow catfish), 2897 nucleotides. It is a transcript of the gene bhlhe40, whose product is annotated as basic helix-loop-helix family, member e40. The transcript is spliced from 5 exons. Gene Ontology annotation, molecular function: RNA polymerase II cis-regulatory region sequence-specific DNA binding; DNA-binding transcription factor activity, RNA polymerase II-specific; protein dimerization activity. Bases 457 to 1671 code for a protein of 404 amino acids. The record is from RefSeq and is a predicted model, not a curated record. NCBI's taxonomy places the organism in Eukaryota, Metazoa, Chordata, Actinopteri, Siluriformes, Bagridae. Gene Ontology annotation, biological process: regulation of transcription by RNA polymerase II; circadian regulation of gene expression; regulation of neurogenesis. Gene Ontology annotation, cellular component: nucleus.